AUGAUGUCAAUGCUAAAAUCAAAAGGAUGCCUUUUCUUGGCUUCUUCGCUAUGCGAUGGCUUAGAGGACAAUGACAUAAAGCAAGUAACCACUUUACUCUUAAAUAAAGAAGCAGAUCCCAAUACAUUAAUUCCGACGUAUGGAGUGACACCUUUUCACUUAGUGAUAGGUAAUGAUUCGGAGGCAUUUGCAGAGGAAGUAACUAAAUUGUUUUUACGUCAUGGAGGAAAUCCGAAUGUUAGAUCAGUGGAUGGAUUGACUCCAGUUCAUGUAGCAGCAGCAUGGGGCAGAAUUACGGUUUUGGAAUUGCUAGUAGCCAAUGGCGGAGAUCCUCUUUGUUUAGAUUACGAAGGGCGUAGUCCAUUUCAUUACGCAUUCGAUGGCAAGUUUUAUGGAGCAAUUGUAGUGCUGGGAAAAUAUUGUGAAAAUGUUACAGACGAAGAAAAACCGACUACACAUAAAGUAACAUUUGAGAAACUUCUGAUUAAUAAUGGAGACUUUGUCGCAGAAUACGCUGCGUUACCAAAUUCUGUUACGAUUAAUAACGACGUAUUAAACGAAAAUAAAUUUCAGACAAAUGAAAAAAACCGACUUUCUAAGAUCAAAGAUGAACAUUUUUAUUUCAGUGAUAAUAGCUUAAACAGUAACAAUCAGCGUGAUAUGAAUGCUGCAGAACUCCGACUUCGUGAGGAAAUAAAUAAAGAAAAAUGUCUACUGAAUCAAAUUAUUAAUCAGUUAUCCAAUUCUUUAAAGUCCAAUUCUAAAGAUACGGAAAUUGAAAACAAACAAAUUGAAGAUAAUCAGUGUGACACAAGUCCGUUAUCUGCAUUAAAUACAGAUGACAGCCUGACUUAUGACAUGCAAAACAAAUUUUCAUUAAGAACUAAAACAAGAAAACGGUCUGCUACUCCGAAAUAUAGGCGCAGAAUUUUAAGUCAAACUAAUAAUACUAAAAUUCCGUUAGUACCAACUUAUGAUCUAAACGAUUCAAUUGUAAGCAAGUCACCAAAUUUUUUAAUAAGCAAAGCAGUUGAGAAAGAACGAUACUUAUCUCCCAAAAUCGUAAGUAAUGACUCGAAAUUCAAAACUUUCACACCAUGUAUGACGAGAAAUGGAUCAUUUCGAUCGGACGAGUUUAACAUUGGGAAAGAACUAGCGAAAUCCACUCCAAGAAGGAAACGUUUUUAUAGGCAGUAUUCGUCACUUAGAAAACUGAGAAAAAAUGACAGAUUAGCAUCAUUAGAAAACACAAGCCCUGAUUCAACAAAUUCUUUGUCACCAGAUGAAAAUCAUCGUACAAAAUUGACAUAUAAGAUCAACAAAAAUGUAGCGGUAAAAUUGCAUGAGAAUAAAUAUGACGAUGAUAUACCAAUAAAUCCAAAUAUCAAUGAGAGGAAGGAUUGUAUUAGAAAGUAUAAAAUAACAGAGGACUUUAUGAAAAAAUUAAAUAACGUAGAAUACUUAGAAAUUAAAAAAGCAGACUGGAUAGGAAAAAAUGAAGAAAACUUCAGAGAAGAUAAAAGUUUAAAAGAACAAUAUUCAGAAGAUUUAAAAAGUAAUAAUACUUUGAAUACUUUUAAAGAAAAUUUUACUGUGCUUUUUUCAAGUUUCAAAUCGCAGUCAUAUAUUAGCGUGCAAGAGGAAUAUAAACAUGAAGAUCUAGAUGAAGGUAUAGCCUUUGUAGAACGUAGAGUUUAUACACUACCUCCUAGGAAAUCUAAAAAAGAUUGUAUGGCAUCUGAAAAAUCAUGGCCCCAAUCGUUAAAUUUAUCAGUAAAUAUAUAUAUGACAAAUGAGGAACUACAACAAAAAUUAAUUGAUUUAGGUGACAAUCCAGGACCAAUAACUAACACAACAAAGCAAGUAUAUUUAAAGCGGCUUAUAUGUUUAGAAAAGAAAACUAGUCUGAAAAAACCAGAUGUUAAAACUAUUCCUUCUAAGACCUGGUUUGAUGUAGAUGACUGUAGCUGUGAAGUGAAAUCUUCUUUAAUGUUCGGUGACUGGGUAAAUGAAUUAGGCCGAUAUAAAGUUAUGGAAAGAACCGUUUUUAAAGAAUUUUCAUCAGUGGAUCCUUCGAGAAAAUGGAGAGAAGGAAUAAAUAAGACUAGUUUUAAUUAUUUACUCUUAGAUCCACGCAUAACCAAAGAUUUAUGUUCUCGCGAAGAACAUAUGACGAAGUCCGCAAUUUGGACUACAUUCCUUUCUGCUAUAUUUUAUGUGGGUAAAGGUACACGUAAUAGACCAUAUUCUCACCUUAAAGAUGCGUUCACUGCAUGGAUUUCGCACCAAAGCUCUGAGAGCAUAAAAGUUCAACAGAUUCUAAACAUUUGGAAUGCAGGACAUGGAAUUAUCUGUCUCCAUGUUUUUCAAAAUGUUAUCCCCGUAGAAGCUUACACUCGCGAGGCUGCUAUGAUCGAUGCUCUGGGGCUAAAGAAAUUAAAAAAUUAUAAACGUGGUAAUUAUUAUGGAAUAGCAGCGACAUGGAGUACAAAAGAAAAAUGUAACUUUGGAAGAUAUCUAUUGUAUCAAGCAAUGCAAAUCUUUUUAUGCGAAGGAGAGAGACAAAUACAUCCUGAAAACUUAUAAAAUAUAAUUGUACUCCUAAAAGUGGCUAGAUCUUAAUAUGUAUAUAUUACAGAAUGACGAAUAUAUGUAAAUAUUUUAUGUGUGCAUAUAAAGUUUUAGCAGUGCUAAUAACAAUAUUUAAGUAAGUGCAAUAUUAUGAAAAUAAAUAAAGAAUUAAAG
This is a messenger RNA of Dufourea novaeangliae, 2745 nucleotides long. RefSeq lists its product as uncharacterized. The record is from RefSeq and is a predicted model, not a curated record. NCBI's taxonomy places the organism in Eukaryota, Metazoa, Arthropoda, Insecta, Hymenoptera, Halictidae. Bases 1 to 2586 code for a protein of 861 amino acids. Gene Ontology annotation, molecular function: protein binding; endonuclease activity. The transcript has 7 exons.